AUGAGUAGUGCUGGCUUUUCGCAUGGGAUGCAACUUUUAUUGCGACGGAUGUUGUGCAUUCGUGCCCGCACGGUGCGGUGCGUGCUCAACAAAGACGGUGGGCUGCUGUGCUUGUCUCGUGGUUGUUGUCACACACCGAAGAAUGGGAGGGUAAACUCUUCAGUAGAAUCAUGCCCCACGGUCGAGCUGCCGGAUGCUUUGGACAUGGACGAAGCCAUGACUCUCAAUGUGUACCGUCCCUAUGGCGAAAAAGAGGCACCACUCCAGGAAGCCACCAAGCAGUUUCUCUAUACACUCAUUACAACGCCUGACGAACAAGAGUGGAAGGACAUGCUGGCGGCUGCUAUUCGUCUCGAUAAAUGGCGUGAACAUCACCUGCGAGCAGUGUUACGUAGCGUGCAUCAGACACAGUAUGAUAUUGCUGUGUCACAGGGGGGUCGUGAAGGUAAAAUAAAAGGUGGAUGCACACCGGCCACACGCCUUCAACGCGCAUUAGGGGUAAUGCAAACUUCUGUGGAUGAGGGUUACCAUCCCACUCCAGAGUCCGUACACGCGCUUCUUGUUGUGCUUUUGCGCGCCAUCUUGCGAGGACACGGGAAUGAUGUGACGGGAACGGAUUUGAAGGAGUUGAAGCGACAAUCUCCUCUAACCACUCAUGAAGUCGUCUGGCAGUUUCUUGCUUGGAUGGAGCGCCACAAUUAUCACGUGAUGUCAGCCGCAGUGUUGGAAGACCUGGAACGCCUGAUUGAGGGUUUUACUCGUGAAGGCAAGAACGAGAAGCGGACGUGUGAAGUGCGGCAAAACCGUUUAGAAUACCUCCGGAAUGAGCGUGAUCUUCUUCUUGAGGGAUCUCAACUUUUGUCAAAACGGGGUGUUAACAGAAAAGAGUUGCCUCCGGUGACAGUACCGGAUGGUGACCGCAUGUGA
Messenger RNA from Trypanosoma cruzi, 927 nucleotides. RefSeq lists its product as uncharacterized. The transcript has a single exon. The record is from RefSeq and is a predicted model, not a curated record. NCBI's taxonomy places the organism in Eukaryota, Euglenozoa, Kinetoplastea, Trypanosomatida, Trypanosomatidae. The coding region runs from base 1 to 927 and encodes 308 amino acids.